Aspergillus aculeatinus CBS 121060 is the source of this 1170-nucleotide messenger RNA. Its product is annotated as intradiol ring-cleavage dioxygenase. Lineage: Eukaryota; Fungi; Ascomycota; Eurotiomycetes; Eurotiales; Aspergillaceae. Bases 1 to 1170 code for a protein of 389 amino acids. The transcript is spliced from 5 exons. Gene Ontology annotation, molecular function: ferric iron binding; oxidoreductase activity, acting on single donors with incorporation of molecular oxygen, incorporation of two atoms of oxygen. The record is from RefSeq and is a predicted model, not a curated record.
AUGGUUCGCGUUACUGCCACCGUGAUUGCCGGCCUAGCUGGUCUAGCCGGCAUGACCUCUGCCCAUCCGGGCCACGACGUGCGCGCGGAAGCCGCGGAGCGUGCCGCCUUUUUGAAGCGUGCUCCCAUGCACGCUCGCGGUUUGAGCCAGUGCGCCAGCAAGCUCAAGGCCCGUGGCCACGAGAGCAGCAACAUCGCCCGUCGCCAGGCGACGCUGGAUUCUCUGCGCCGUCGCAAGGGAUUGUCCACUCGUGCACCUCUCCUCAAGGCCCGCGACCUGACCACUAUCCUCAACACCUCCCACUUGUCCUCGUUGGAUGUGACCGAGAACACUCAGGACUAUGAUACCUUGUUCGCCUCCAACGCCAGCUGCGUGCUCGGCCCGGACGUCACCCAGGGUCCUUACUACGUCAGCGGCGAAUUGAUCCGCAGCGACAUCGUCGAUUCCCAGGAGGGUGUCCCUCUGUACCUGGACAUCCAGCUGGUCGAUAGCAGCACCUGCGACCCCGUUCCGGAUGUGUACAUUGAUUUCUGGCACUGCAACGCCACCGGCGUCUACUCCGGCAUCCAAGCCAGCGGCAACGGCAACUCGAACGACGCCUCCAACCUGGACGCGACCUUCCUGCGCGGCAUCCAGCAAACCGACGACUCGGGCGUGGUGCAAUUCCAAACCAUCUUCCCGGGCCACUACACCAGUCGCGCGACUCAUAUCCACGUCCUAAGCCACAACCCCAGCACCACAACCAGCACCAACGCCAACGACACCCUGACGGACGGCCUGUACAGCACGACGGCCAACCACGUGGGCCAGCUCUUCUUCGACCAGGACCUGAUCGCCGAGGUCGAGGCCACUAGCCCCUACAGCACCAACACCCAGGAGCUGACCACCAACGCCAACGACUCCAUCCUCUCCGAGGAGGCCGACUCCAUCGACCCGUUCGUCGAGUACGUGCUGCUGGGCGACUCGAUCAGCGACGGCGUCUUCGGGUGGAUCUCCCUCGCCAUCGACUCCGACGAGUCGUCCAGCAUCACCCCCGCCGCUUAUUAUACGGCCGAUGGGGGCGUGGAGAAUGAUUCUUCGUCCGGUGGGGGUUCCGGUUCCGGUAGUGGAAGCGCGCCUGGGGGGCAGAGUUCGGGGGCGCCCGGUCAGGGACAGGGUGGUCGGCCUUGA